This is a messenger RNA of Ogataea angusta, 456 nucleotides long. RefSeq lists its product as uncharacterized. The record is from RefSeq and is a predicted model, not a curated record. Bases 1 to 456 code for a protein of 151 amino acids. The transcript has a single exon. Lineage: Eukaryota; Fungi; Ascomycota; Pichiomycetes; Pichiales; Pichiaceae.
AUGAAUCUCAGAUACGCUUUACCAAUUUCGAUCUUGGCUGUUCUCGGCCAAAACGCAAACGCCGCAAGUGAUAUUGCUGGAGCUUCCUCCGAGGCAGUGUCAAGAGUAGGAGCAGCAAGCAGCUCUGUUUAUGGAGCCGCGUCUUCUGUCGCAGCAGGAGGCUCUUCUGCCAUCGGCAGAGCUUCUAGCUACUUUGGAGGAUUGGGUUCUGGAGCAGCUAGCAACGCCACAUCCAGCGGUGGCGCUUCAGGUGGACUGGGUGGCACUCACACGACUUCAAGGUCUGCUGGCUCAGAAGAAUCAUCCUCUGCCCGCAGUGGCUCUUCCUCUGCAACCAGCGGUUCCUCUUCUGGCAGCAGCACCUCCAGUGGCUCUGGAGCAGACAGACUUCAAGCUUACCCUUACUUUAUCACCGGAGGUGUUCUUGGAGUUUCCGCUCUCAUGGCUCUCCUCUAG